CGCUGCCUGGGCUCCGCCGGCUCAGUAAUAACUGAGUGACCUUUUCUUUGGCUGUAUUAUGUCUGGCCGGGAAGGGAUCGCGUUUUGCAGCUGAGAGCUGGGGCUUCCUUCGGCUCGGCUCCUCGCGUGCUGCUGGGGUAAGUUGUCUUGAGCCAGGACGGAGAGAGACAGCCUCGGACUGCAGUUGCCUAAAAGGAGGACACCUGUGGCUCAGAUACGGUCAACACCAUUACUUGGCGGAUCCUUGAGGACCUCAUUAUUUUAAACUUAAAAAAUAGAGAUUCCCUCCCCCUCUUUUUUUUUUUUUCAAACAAUGCUUCUUUUUGACCUUUCCCAAGGAGAAGCGCUACAAAGCAGCCACUGUGCUUUCUGAACGGCCUCCCCCUGUAUCGCUUAAUUGAGAAGGUAUACAAAUGCUCUCAGUCCAGCCAGACACCAAGCCCAAAGGUUGUGCUGGCUGCAACCGAAAGAUCAAGGACCGGUAUCUUCUAAAGGCACUGGACAAAUACUGGCAUGAAGACUGUCUGAAGUGUGCCUGCUGUGACUGUCGCUUGGGAGAGGUGGGCUCCACCCUGUACACUAAAGCUAAUCUUAUCCUUUGUCGCAGAGACUAUCUGAGGCUCUUCGGUGUAACGGGAAACUGCGCUGCCUGUAGUAAGCUCAUCCCUGCCUUUGAGAUGGUGAUGCGAGCCAAGGACAAUGUUUACCACCUGGACUGCUUUGCAUGUCAGCUUUGUAAUCAGAGAUUUUGUGUUGGAGACAAAUUUUUCCUAAAGAAUAACAUGAUCCUUUGCCAGACGGACUACGAGGAGGGUUUAAUGAAAGAAGGUUAUGCACCCCAGGUUCGCUGAUCUAUCAACAUCACCCCAUUAAGAAUACAAAGCACUGCAUUCUUUUAUCUUUUUUGCUCCACAUAUAUAUAAGAAUUGACACAGGAACCUACUGAAUAGCGUAGAUAUAGGAAAGCAGGAUGGUUAUACGGAAUAAAAGGCGGACUGCAUCUCUCUGUAGUGAAAUUGCCCCAGUUCAGAGUUGAAUGUUUAUUAUUAAAGAAAAAAGUAAUGUACAUAUUGCUGGAUUUUUUUGCUUGCUAUUCGUUUUUGUGUCACUUGGCAUGAGAUGUUUAUUUUGGACUAUUGUAUAUAAUGUAUUGUAAUAUUUGA
Molecule: messenger RNA, 1163 nt
Organism: Diceros bicornis minor
Lineage: Eukaryota; Metazoa; Chordata; Mammalia; Perissodactyla; Rhinocerotidae
Gene: LMO3
Product: LIM domain only 3
Exons: 4
Coding region: 414-851 (145 amino acids)
Biological process (GO): positive regulation of transcription by RNA polymerase II
Cellular component (GO): nucleus
Molecular function (GO): DNA-binding transcription factor binding; transcription coactivator activity
Source: RefSeq, a predicted model, not a curated record